Molecule: messenger RNA, 1177 nt
Organism: Eupeodes corollae
Lineage: Eukaryota; Metazoa; Arthropoda; Insecta; Diptera; Syrphidae
Gene: Cks30A
Product: cyclin-dependent kinases regulatory subunit
Exons: 2
Coding region: 337-567 (76 amino acids)
Biological process (GO): regulation of mitotic cell cycle
Cellular component (GO): cyclin-dependent protein kinase holoenzyme complex; SCF ubiquitin ligase complex
Molecular function (GO): protein kinase binding; cyclin-dependent protein serine/threonine kinase activator activity; histone binding
Source: RefSeq, a predicted model, not a curated record
AAAUCAGCGCGGCGGUUGAAUUUCGCAUUUCGUUUCCCUGUCAAAAACAAGAACUUGAAUCUUGAAAAAAAUACGGUUGCAAAGCGUUGUUUUCAUAUCUUUUGUUUAACUUACAUUAUUUUCUUGUUCUAAAAUAACUUUAAACUUAUUAAUUAUUUGUCUAUAUAAAGUAAUAACCGAGUUCGAAAUAAAAAAUCUACUUGAAUUAAACGAUAUAAGUUGUGUAGCAAAUAAAUUCAUUACUGUUUUGUUUUGCUCAAUUUAUUAAAUUUAAAAAAGGAGAAAGAAACAUCUGUCGUCGGAUCCUUGGAAAAAUUUGCUAGAGGUACAAGGAAGAUGAAUCCCAAGGAAAUCUAUUAUUCAGAUAAAUACUACGAUGAGGAAUUUGAGUACAGGCACGUUGUCCUUCCAAAGGAACUGGUUAAACUUGUGCCAAAGACUCAUUUAAUGUCGGAAAAUGAAUGGCGAGCGAUUGGCGUGCAACAGUCCCGUGGAUGGGUGCACUACAUGAUACACAAACCCGAACCUCAUAUUCUACUCUUCCGCAGACCCAUUGAAACAAAGUAAUCUAUCCAUAAAAAUGCCAUCAGUUUUCGGAGAUAUGAAGUAGCUAGUGCCGCGCAAGAAACAAACAAAAGAAAAUCUCCGAAUUGUAAAUAUACAUACCAUCGGCCAUCUGUAAAAGAAAGAAAACUCAAUUUAGUAUGCAGAAGAACAAGUAGUAUUCUCAUCAUAUUAUUUUAUUUGAUUUAAGAUCAGUUACAUUUAUAUAUUAAUUUAAAUAACUUAAGGCUCUAAUUCAUUCCUGAGCAAGUGGUACUUUAGUGUCCCAUUUUGAUCACCUCGGUGCCAUUUAAUCAGUUAAUGACACUCGCUCUAGGUUACUUUCGUAUAGCAGAGCAUAGCCUUUUGAAUUCCCUAGUAGUCUGCUAUUAAGGUGCCAUACAUUUGUAUUACGUUAUGUUGCCUUAAAACCAAAACAAACAAAAAAAGUACAUUCUUUUAAAAUAAGCAUUAUUUGUCGACGGUCUUGAUUUUUUGUGUCGAAUCGAUUUUAUUAUGUAUAAGAUUUAUUCGGUUCACUUUGCAUGUGAUUUAAUUGUUACCUUCAAACAAAAUACUGUAAUUUUAAGAUAAACAAAAAAAAUAAAGCAACUUAAAACAAAUUAAGAGAAUA